This is a messenger RNA of Nycticebus coucang (slow loris), 9311 nucleotides long. It is a transcript of the gene RAI1, whose product is annotated as retinoic acid induced 1. Gene Ontology annotation, cellular component: nucleus. NCBI's taxonomy places the organism in Eukaryota, Metazoa, Chordata, Mammalia, Primates, Lorisidae. Gene Ontology annotation, biological process: circadian regulation of gene expression; regulation of transcription by RNA polymerase II. The record is from RefSeq and is a predicted model, not a curated record. Bases 3433 to 9237 code for a protein of 1934 amino acids. The transcript has 5 exons.
UGCAGCAGCUCUGGCCACAUGUGUCCAUUUCCCCGACUGGGGCCCAACCCUGGAAUGUGGAGAGACUUUGGACUCAGUGACCUCUCCUUGAGGCUGCCCAGGGAGCAGUAGUUGCCGUGAUGAUAGCAGUUGGCUAGUGCCUGUCCCAAGGUGGGUCUGGCUGCUUAAUAAACAAGGAUAAGGAUAGAAGUGGGGGCCCUGUGUGUGUCACCCCAGAGUACCUCUGUCUUCCUGGCCUGCCCCAGGGUACCUACUUCCAAAAUGGGGGUUCUUGGCAUGGAGUCCAGGCAAGGGGUUGUCCCCCCUUGGUCUGGUCACUGCAGCUGUUCAGCAUCCUGUUGAGGAACUUCAGUGUGGGCAGGCUUUGCCCUGGGGUCCUCAGCAAGUCCCUUGCUCCUCUAAACUUCACUUGCUUCUUUAAAAGGGGCAAAACAGAGGAAUGAGGGGUCUUUGCCUGAAAGAAGAGCUGUGCCCCAGGUCUAGCUCCUGGGUUCAGACUAGAUGGGGUCUCCUGGGACCCCCAUCUUUUGUCUCCCUGCCUUCCUUACUAUUUGAUGGUUGUGCAGGUGUUUGUGGGGUGGGGUCAGGAAAGUCCUGGGACACUGGAUGCAAUGGGGUGAGCUCACACUCCUCUCAUGUGGGAGCACAGAAGACUCACUUGGCCAGGUGGCUCUAAGGCUCAAGUGUCCCUGUGUCUGGUGCUUAGAGGAUGCCUGGGACUUCUUCCUUCCCUCCCUCCCACCUGCCAUCUGGUUUCAGCAAGAACUUUAGAGAUAAGGUCUGGACCAGUGUCUGGGAAGAGGGGUGGGGGUGAGCAGUGAGGAAGGACCCUUGGGGCAAGAGGUGGGCUGGACCCGGGGAGUCCAGUGAGUUGAGGUGCCCUCCUCCAUUCCUCCAACCAGCCUAAGCCAGAGACUAAACUUAUACCCUACCCCCUUGGCCACUCUCCCACUUAGGUUUAAAAGUGACCUCUGGCAAGGGGAUCUUUUUCAGCCCCUAGUGCUCUUGAAAAUUAAUCAUAAUAAUUAAUAAAAACAGAGCCCAGGUGGGCCUGAGGCAGCUCUUAAAGAGGCAGGCCCCAUUUUCUCUGGCAGGACCUGGUGGUUCCAAGCAGCAGCCUGUGCCUUUGUUCCUGUUUCCCUCCCUCUGCUGGGGUUGGAGGGUGGCGCUGGGGUGAGCAUUUUUGCCUGCUUUCUCCAUCAGGCACUGGGCUUCUUGUAUUUUAAUUGAACUGUCUUUUCUUAGAGAUAGAUGCUCUCACCGCAUCCAGCUGCUCCUGUGUGUUGGAAAGCCUGCCUGUUAUGCGGCUUGGCUAAAUUAAAAGACACAGCAGCUGGACCGAUUAAACAGGGAGCAGGCAGGGAGGGGACACUGGUGAUAGCACUCUCCUCCCUCUUCCUCUCUCUCUCUUCUCUCUCUUUAAAUAAUGUUUCUGGUAAUGCAUUUUGGAGAAUGUGAAAAAAAUAAAAAAGCUGUAGAAAUGUUAAUGAUAUCCACAGGACACUCAGCAGGAAAUGAGAGUGAUCUGGGACUAAUAAAAGCAGAAAUGUAAUUUGUGCAGAUAUACGAGGCACAGCCUUCAGAGUGGUCCUGGGUUUGCAGAUUCUGGGCUCAUAAACAUGCCCAGACUGGCAGGGAGUGGGUGGGGGCAACCAGGGCCGUCGAGCAGAGGGGUCUGCACCUGGGCAGACCUGUGGCUGUCUGGCCAGCGCCCUUAUCUGCAGAAGUGGGGACAGGGAGUGCAGGGCUGCUCACCCAUCGAGGAGCUGCUGCUGUGUCUCCUGUGAUGUUGUACCUAAGUCACCAGAGGGGGUUAAAGUGGGUCAGGAGGGCAGGCGUGCUUCUCCUCUGAGGGAUGCCUAUAACCGAUCCAGGGAGGGAAGGGAGACAGGCUGUGACAAGCCUAGUGUGCAGGGGCUGGGUGUGGGAUGACAUGGCAGCUGGGUGGCUUCCUUCCCUGGGCAGGGUCAAGCCGAUCCCCAGGGCAGGGGAAGGGCCUUUGGCCCAAGUUUCUGGGCAGGUGAUGGUUUGUGAUGACUGGCCCCAGCUGCCCUGGGCUUGCCCUCCUCUCUCCUCCUCCCUGGCUCAGUCCCCAGACACUGAAUGAGGAAGGUGUCUGUGGUGGGUCUAGGCCGAGAAAGAGGGAAACAGGCCACCCACUCCUCCCCCUACUCCUCAUAUCCCCUUUCUCGCCCUGUCUCUUUUCACACCUGUGUGGCUUCUCUGUCCCCUACCCCCUUUAUUCCUUCCUCCCUCCUCACAUAAUCUUGGAAUCUUUGUAGCCCUGGCAGGCCACCCCUUCUUCUUUCUACAUUUGGGAACAAGAACUGGAAAGUCUCCUGUCCCCUCCGGGGGCCUGGGCAGUGCAGGGAGGGCUGAGCCCACUCUGCCUGCCUCUGGGCCAACUUGGUUCUGGGUAAAUCCUCACAUUGAGCACCCAGAAUGUGCUCUAACGCCUGGGGCGCUCCUCUCUCUGCCAUUGCACCUUCGAGGGUCUUCUGGGGUGACCAGGCUCACGGGGAUGUCAAGGGCCAGCCUGUGUUGUAAAUCCAGUUGCUCUGCCCUGAAAGGUCCUACAGGCCACCCCAGGUCAUUUCCUGAUCCAAGGUCCUGCUGUGGGGCAGAUUAGACCCUGCCUAGGCCCCAGUCCCUGAAAUCAUAACCAGAUGGGCUCUUGGGUCUGCCCUGCCCUGGUCCUGACCUAGGGGAGAUGGGGAGGAACCCAGCCAGGAGAGACAGGGCUGCGUCACCCCAGUGUGGGAGGGGCUCAGCUUGUGCGUUCUCCCAUGGCCUUGGGACUGCGGCUCUGUGGCAAAUCAGUAUGCAUACCCUCACUUCGGGCCACGUAAUCUGUUUAUGCACCUAUGAUAUCAAAGACAAGAGGCAGGUGCUGCCAUCCUGUGUUCCCGGGAGUCAGAGGAGGGGACGUUUUAUGUCUACAGUGGCUUGGCAGCCUCUAAUCGAUGUCUACUAGAAGGAACAGACAGAUUCCAGAUGGCAUGGCUGUGGUAGAGGAGGUGUGUGUGUGCAUGUGAGUGCAGGCAUGUGUGUGUGUGUGUGUGCUCUCAGCAGGCCUCCCCCAGGGCAGGGCAGACCCUCUCCAAUCCCCAGCAUGGUUGGGUCACGCUUGAAUGCCACCGCACAGGGACUGGAUUACAGGAUCUAGCAGUCCUCAGGGGACAGGGGAGUGGGAAUUGCUCUGCUAAAUGAUUUUGACCUGUCAGGAAGGGCUGGGAGUGGGGGGUAGGGAAUGGAGGUGGGGGCACCAGCAGGGAAGAAGGUCAGCUCCCCAGUGACCUGGUGCUGGGCAGCCAGUUUUGUACCUCCUGCGUCAGUGGCUGUCCUUGGCAAGGCUCAGCUGCUGGCGGUUUGGGAGCAAGAAUGACAGAGCACACCUCCUGACACAGAAGUUGUUGAUAAUCAGGCCGAGUCAUGCAGUCUUUUCGAGAAAGGUGUGGUUUCCAUGGCAAACAACAGAACUACCAGCAGACCUCACAGGAAACAUCACGCCUGGAGAAUUACAGGCAGCCUAGUCAGGCUGGGCUGAGCUGCGACCGGCAGCGGCUGCUUGCCAAGGACUAUUAUAACCCCCAGUCUUACCCAGGCUACGAGGGCAGUGGUGCCGGCACACCCUCCAGCACUGCAGCCGUGGUGGCUGAGAAGUACCAUCAAGGCAGCAAGGCCCUGAAUGCACAGCAGGCCCUGCAGGGGAGGCCGGCUUUCCCCGGCUACAGCGUGCAGGACAGUAGCCCCUAUGCGGGCCGCUACUCUGGGGAGGAUAGCCUGCAGGCUUGGGGAGCCCCACAGCCACCACCCCCACAGCCGCAGCCCCUACCAGGGGGGGUAGGCAAAUACGAUGAGAACUUGAUGAAAAAGACAGCAGUGCCCCCCAGCAGGCAGUACCCAGAGCAGGGCGCCCAGGUGCCCUUCCGGACUCAUACUCUGCAUGUCCAGCAGCCGCCCCCACCACCACAGCAGCUGCCACAGCCCCAGCAGCCCCUGGCGUACCCCAAACUCCAGAGACAGAAACUGCAAAAUGACAUUGCUUCCCCUCUGCCCUUUCCCCAAGGUGGCCACUUCCCCCAGCACUCCCAGUCCUUCCCCACCUCCUCUACCUACUCCUCAUCUGGCCAGGGCGGAGGGCAGGGGGCCCACUCCUAUAAGAGCUGCACGGCGCCAUCUGCCCAGUCCCACGACAGGACGCUGACAGCCAAUGUUAGCCUAGCCCCGGGGCAGCGGGUCCAGAACCUUCACACCUAUCAGUCAGGUCGACUCAGCUAUGACCAGCAGCAGCAGCAGGCCCUUCAGAGCCGGCACCAUGCCCAGGAAACCCUGCAUUACCAGAACCUCGCCAAGUAUCAGCACUACGGACAGCAAGGCCAGGGCUACUGCCCACCAGAUGCAGCCGUCAGGACCCCAGAACAGUACUAUCAGACCUUCAGCCCCAGCUCCGGCCACUCGCCUGCACGCUCUGUGGGCCGCUCCCCUUCCUAUAGCUCCACACCGUCGCCGCUGAUGCCAAACCUGGAGAACUUCCCCUACAGCCAGCAGCCACUUGGUGCAGGAGCCUUCCCCUCUGGGAUUGCCGACCACAGCCACUUCAUGCCCCUGCUCAACCCCUCCCCGACAGAUGCCACCAGCUCAGUGGAUGCCCAGGCCGGCAACUGCAAGGCCCUACAGAAGGACAAGCUGCCCGAGAACCUGCUGUCGGACCUGAGCCUACAGAGCCUCACAGCACUGACGUCGCAGGUGGAGAACAUCUCCAACACCGUUCAGCAGCUGCUACUCUCCAAGGCUGCCAUGCCACAGAAGAAAGGUGUCAAGAACCUCGUGUCCAGGACACCAGAGCAGCACAAAAGCCAGCACUGCAGCCCAGAAGGCAGCGGCUACUCUGCCGAGCCCGCAGGCACGCCACUGUCGGAGCCUCUGAGUAGCACGCCACAGUCCACGCACGCCGAGCCUCAAGAGGCUGACUACCUGAGCGGCUCGGAGGACCCGCUAGAGCGCAGCUUCCUCUACUGCAGCCAGGCCCGCAGCAGCCCCGCCAGGGUCAAUAGCAACUCCAAGGCCAAGCCUGAGUCUGUGUCCACCUGUUCCGUGACCUCUCCCGACGACAUGUCCACAAAAUCCGAUGACUCCUUCCAGAGCCUGCACAGUAGUCUGCCACUUGACAGCUUCUCCAAGUUCGUGGCGGGCGAGCGGGACUGCCCACGGCUGCUGCUCAGCGCUCUGGCCCAGGAGGACCUGGCCUCUGAGAUCUUGGGGCUGCAGGAAGCCAUUGGUGAGAAGGCUGACAAGGCCUGGGCCGAGGCGUCUGGCCUCACCAAGGAUGCCAGCAAGCAGCCCUUUCCGCUGGAGAACCACAGCGCCUGCCUGGACCCUGUGGCCAAGAGUUCGUGGCCAAGGCCUGGAGAGCCAGAGGCCCUACCUGAUUCCUUACAGCUGGACAAGGGUGGCAAUGCCAAGGACUUCAGCCCAGGGCUGUUUGAAGACCCUUCUGUGGCUUUUGCCACCCCCGACCCCAAGAAGACAACUGGCCCACUCUCCUUUGGCACCAAGCCCACCCUUCGUGCUGCUGCUCCAGAGCCCACCACAGCUGCUUUUGACUGCUUCCCAGACACAACUGCCACCAGCUCAGCAGACAGUGCCAACCCCUUUGCCUGGCCAGAGGAGAACCUGGGGGAUGCUUGUCCCCGGUGGGGAUUGCAUGCCAGUGAGCUCACCAAGGGCCUGGAGCAGGGCGGGAAGGCUUCAGAUGGUGUUGGCAAAGGGGAUGCCCACGAGGCCUCUACCUGCCUGGACUUCCAGGAGGAGGAGGCCCCUGGGGAGAAGGUGGCCUCAUUGCCUGGGGACUUCAAGCAGGAGGAGGCAGGUGGAGUGAAGGAGGAGUCAGGCAGGCUGCUGCAGUGCCCUGAGGUGAGCAAGGACCGGUGGCUGGAGGACAGCCGGCACUGCUGCUCUACCACAGACUUUGGGGACCUCCCACUGCUGCCGCCCACUGGCAGAAAGGAGGACCUGGAGGCCGAGGAGGAGUACUCUUCCCUGUGUGAGCUCCUGGGCAGCCCAGAACAGAGGCCUAGCAUGCAGGACCCACUGUCACCGAAGGCCCCGCUCAUCUGCACCAAGGAGGAAGUGGAGGAGGUGCUGGACUCCAAGGCUAGCUGGGGCUCCCCAUGCCACCUCUCUGGGGAGUCCGUCAUCUUGCUGGGUCCUACUGUGGGCACUGAGUCAAAGGUCCAGAGCUGGUUUGAGUCCUCUCUGUCCCACAUGAAGCCAGGUGAAGAUGGGCCGGAUGGAGACCGGGCCCCAGGGUCCUCCACCUCUGACACCUCUCUGGCCCCAAAGCUGAGCAAGCCUGCUGUGCCUGAGGCACCCAUUGCUAAGAAAGAGCCUGUGCCUCGGGGCAAAAGCCUGAGGAGCCGGCGGGUGCACCGGGGGCUUCCUGAGGCUGAGGACUCCCCAUGCAGGGCACCUGCAUUGCCCAAAGACCUCUUGCUCCCUGAAUCCUGCACCGGCCCCCCACAGGGACAGAUGGAAGGAGCCGGGGCCCCGAGCCGGGGGGCCUCAGAAGGGCUCCCUCGGAUGUGCACCCGCUCCCUCACAGCCCUGAGUGAGCCUCGUACACCUGGGCCCCCAGGACUGACCACCACUCCGGCACCCCCAGACAAAAUGGGGGGUAAGCAGCGAGCUGCCUUCAAGUCAGGCAAGCGUGUGGGGAAGCCUUCACCCAAGGCUGCAUCCAGCCCCAGCAACCCGGCCGCCCUGCCCGUGGCCUCUGAAAGCAGCCCUAUGGGCUCCAAGACCAAGGACAUGGACCCACCCAACAUGCAUGGCAAGGACCAGCGCUCCAUGAUUCUUCGGUCCCGAACCAAACCCCAGGAGGUCUUCUACUCCAAGCGACGGCGGCCCUCAGAGAGCAGGCAUCCCAACUGCCGGGCCACCAAGAAGCUCCUUGCCAACCACCACCUGGCUGCCACGUUCAAGAUCUCCAGCAGCCCCCAGAAGGAAGGCAGGGUGAGCCAGCGAGUGAGGGUUCCCAAGCCCGGCGUGAGUGGCAAGCUUUCUGACCAGCCCCUCCAUGCACUGAAACGGAAGUCAGCCUUCAUGGCACCCGUCCCCACCAAGAAGCGGAACCUGGUCUUAAGGAGCCGCAGCAGCAGCAGCAGCAACACCAGUGGCAAUGGCGGUGAGGGGAAGGAGGAGAGGCCUGAAGGCUCCCCUGCCCUCUUCAAGAGGAUGUCUUCUCCCAAGAAAGCCAAGCCCACCAAGGGCAGCAACGAGCCCACUGCAAAGCCCCCAGCCCCAGAGACCCCCGACACCUGCAUCAAGCUCACCUCUCGGGCAGCCUUCCAGGGGGCCAUGAAGACUAAGGUCCUGCCUCCGCGGAAAGGCCGGGGCCUGAAGCUGGAAGCCAUUGUACAGAAGAUCACCUCGCCCAGCCUGAAGAAGUUCGCGUGCAAGGCGCCUGGGGCCUCCCCUGGUAAUUCUCUGAGCCCGCCCCUCCAUGAGAAGGACCGUGGGCUCAAGGGUGCAGGGGGCAGCCCAGUGGGGGCAGAAGAAGGUCUUUUAAACAUAGGCACUGGGCAGAAGCUCCCAGCAGCUUCAGGGGCCGACCCAUUAUGCAGGAAUCCGGCCAAUAGAUCCUUAAAAGGCAAACUAAUGAACAGUAAGAAACUGUCCUCAACUGACUGUUUCAAAAUUGAGGUCUUCACAUCCCCAGAGGCACUGCUGCCUGCAGGGACUGCCCUGGCACCUAAGAAGAGAAGCCGGAAAGGCCAGACUGGAGUCCUUGGACUCUGCAAAGGCCAGUUGGAGAAGCGGCCCUAUCUUGGCCCGUCUCUGGUCCUGACUCCCCAAGACAGGGCCAAUAGCACGCAGGGGGUCAGUGAGGACAACUCUGGUGGAGGAGGCAAGAAGCCAAAGAUGGAGGAGCUGGGCCUGGCCUCCCAGUCCUCCAAUGGCCGGCCCUGCCAGCCCCAGCCAAGGGUACAGAAGCAGCCAGGCCACACCAACUAUAGCAGCUAUUCCAAGCGGAAGCGUCUCACUCGGGGCCGUGCCAAGAACACCACCUCUUCACCCUGCAAGGCACGUACCAAGCGGCGCCGGCAACAGCAGGUGCUGCCUCUGGAUCCCGCAGAACCUGAAAUCCGCCUCAAGUACAUCUCCUCUUGCAAGCGGCUGAGGGCAGACAGUCGGACCCCAGCCUUCUCUCCCUUUGUGCGGGUGGAGAAGCGAGAUUCAUUCACCACUGUAUGCACUGUUGUCAACUCCCCUGGGGACGAGCCCAAGCCCCACAGGAAGCCUGCCUUCUCUGCCUCCUCCGCCGCCUCUUCCUCGUCCUUGUUCUCCCUGGACACAGCCGGGGCCUCCCUGGCCACACUCCCUGGAGGCUCCGUCAUGCAGCCACGGCCCUCCCUGCCCCUCUCCUCCACAAUGCACCUGGGGCCUGUGGUUUCCAAGGCCCUGAGUACCUCUUGCCUUGUUUGCUGCCUCUGCCAAAACCCGGCCAACUUCAAGGACCUUGGGGACCUUUGUGGUCCCUACUAUCCUGAACACUGCCUCCCCAAAAAGAAGCCAAAACUCAAGGAGAAGGUGCGACCAGAAGGUACCUGUGAGGAGGCCUCCCUGCCCCUCGAGAGAACACUCAAAGGCCUCGAGUGUGCAGCUGCUGCUGCCACUGGGAAGCCCUCGAGGCCUGACGGCCCAGCCGACCCAGCCAAGCAGGGCUCCCUGCGCACCAGUGCCCGGGGCCUGUCCCGGAGGCUGCAGAGUUGUUACUGCUGUGACGGUCGGGGGGACGGGGGUGAGGAGGUAGCCCCAGCCGACAAGAGCCGCAAGCAUGAGUGCAGCAAGGAGGCCCCGGCGGAGCUUGGUGGGGAUACCCAGGAGCACUGGGUGCAUGAGGCCUGUGCCGUGUGGACCAGCGGGGUCUAUCUGGUGGCCGGGAAGCUCUUUGGGCUGCAGGAGGCCAUGAAGGUGGCCAUAGACAUGACAUGUUCCAGUUGUCAGGAAUCCGGGGCCACCAUCGGGUGCUGCCACAAAGGAUGCGUCCACACUUACCAUUACCCGUGUGCCAGUGAUGCAGGUUGCAUAUUCAUCGAAGAGAACUUUUCUUUGAAAUGUCCCAAACAUAAGGUAGGGUACAAGAGGGCAGGCAGAGGUAAUAAGGGACAGUGCGCAGGGAAGUGGAGCCUCCAGCAGAAAGAGACCACAGCGGAGAUCCCAGCGUCAGAGUAGGGAUGGGGUGGAGACGCGUCAAGGGCGGGGCCUAUGGCGUGGGACGACCCUCAGUAAGCGGCGUUUACGCCUUU